This is a messenger RNA of Cloeon dipterum, 5959 nucleotides long. RefSeq lists its product as uncharacterized. Gene Ontology annotation, cellular component: nucleolus. Gene Ontology annotation, biological process: maturation of LSU-rRNA from tricistronic rRNA transcript (SSU-rRNA, 5.8S rRNA, LSU-rRNA); maturation of 5.8S rRNA from tricistronic rRNA transcript (SSU-rRNA, 5.8S rRNA, LSU-rRNA). The record is from RefSeq and is a predicted model, not a curated record. Lineage: Eukaryota; Metazoa; Arthropoda; Insecta; Ephemeroptera; Baetidae. The coding region runs from base 233 to 5935 and encodes 1900 amino acids. The transcript has 28 exons.
GUUGUAAUGGGAAGAGAGAUUUCGUGAAUAGAUUUUAGCGCGUUGACUUUAUCACGUUGGUUCUACUGCAACUGUGGGAGUGGGACCAUUGGGAGUACACAACAUACGAACACCCACAACACGCAACACACGUGCUACAGCGGCUGUUUUGUAGAAGUACAUAUUGCUAGAUUCUGUAUUUAAAAUUUUUGAAAGUUUUGUUUUGAGAGAUCAUUCUGCUGGUUCACCGCCAAUGCCGGUGUUAGCUGAUGACCAUAACCAGGAUAAUUCCAUCUCCACGAAACAAAAACCGAAAAUGAAGAGUGAGAAGCUAAAAUCAGAAGCGCUGGAGACUUCUCCUGUCCAAAGAAAACGCAAAAUUGAAGAGCCUGAAAGCGAAGACGAAGAUGAUGAUUCUGAGGAAAGUCAGAUGUCAGAAGACUCGGAACAGGGGGAAUUGAAGAAACCAACGAACUCAUUCGGGAAUGCUGUAAAACAUGAGUUUGACGCCGUCAAACUUAGAAAAAAAUUAUUUUCAAGAGAGGCUGGGACAGAGCUGAAAAUGUUUGCCAAGGACUUACACGAUACCUCUGAGGACAAGGUUGAUCAUGUUGACCUUUACAUGCAAGCUGGUGGCAGCAGCACUGAGAUUUUGAACUCCCUCUCGGAAUUACGGCAUGUUGAUCCUGGAAGUGCAAUUGCAGGUUUUAGGAUUUUGACGGUUAUUUUCUUGAGAACCCUGCGAGAUUUCCCUGAGAAACAGGCUGAAUCUGAAGAAGCAGCUUUGAAGCUCAUCCAAACUUCUGCCCCUUUCCUAAAUUCUCUACUGAAACCAUCUCCAAAGCCAUUUAGAGUUCUUGUUGGUUUAAAGCUCCUGACAGCUAUGGUGAGUCUGUCCCCAAGAGUUGCAAAGGAGGUGCUUCGCGUCAUUGAUCUCGGAAAGGAUGAGAUAAGAUGGUUGACCAGUGGCCAGGGAAACAAAUCCGAGAUGAUCAAAGGCUUUUUGCAGAUCCGCAAAAGUUUCAUACACUUUUUGAUGGCUUUUUUGGUUGACAAAGAAACCAACACAAUCCAGUUGCUUUUGUCCAAAGGGAAUAUAAUUGGAUCUGCUAUGCUUGGUUUGACUCGAGACAGGGCCUCUUUGGUCAAUUUGGCUUUGACGACUAUCAGGACGAUGGUUGUCGAAAACCUCAAUGUCAGCAAAAAACUGAAACAAAAGGCGUUUCAUACUAAAGUGCUAGAAGCAUUAGUUACGUUGUAUGAGUGGCAAGGUCCAAAAGAUUCCUUCAAGAGAUAUGCUAAGAAAAAGAAAACAUUGGAAAUGAAAUUGGUGGCUGAAGAUGAUUUGAAACUUGUGCAAGAAAGUGUGCACACCUUUUUUAAAGUCCUGCUUACGUCUUACAAGUUUGGGGUGUCCUUCCCCUCGCACAAUGCGGACAUGCCUCAAAAUCACAACAUGCAGUCUUUUUCCGUUCUCAGAAAAUUGCAAAGACCUUGGGACUGUCAUUUGAAGAGUGAACUCUCAAUCGAAGUUCUAAAAACUUGCCCAACUCUGCUCAGACCACUUUUGGCUAUUUACAUUGAGUCGCUGACUCCAAGGCCAACUCUGACCUGGCUGCGCACCUUAGAAUUUGUGAUCAAGGUGCUGGAAUCAGUGGACAUGAGCGCAUUCACCAUCCAGGAAAACACAAGACCCAAUCCAAAGGUGGUAGCAAACAUGAUUUGCUCUUUGGCCCUUCCCAUUACAGUGAUGAAAGCCGUGCUCUUUCCUGGCCUCUCGCAUUCACACGCAGCUGUGAAAGAGGCAACUGCUCGACUUCUAACAUGCAUUCUGUCCCGCCUAAGUUGCCACCUAGAGAAAGCCAAGGACUUGUUUUCCUUUGAUCAAAAGUCCCUAGAUUCUACGAGAGCGCAAAUCCAGCACCAACUAUCAAAAAUCAUUCCCUCUGUGUCACUUGUUUGGGACGCAUGGAAUUUGAUCACUUUGUAUGACAACCAAGCCCAACCAGAGGAAAUAUCUGAUUGUGAAAAAAAGAAGCAUGGAAUUCCUAUUAUGGAAAGCUCAAAAAUCACCAACAUGGACCUUGCGGCACCAGAAGCAAUCAGCGGGCAUGCGUUGCAGCCCCCAACGCACUCAAACCAACUAUCCACGUACGUUCUGCUUCUUUUGGCAUAUCAAGAGUGGCUCCCACACUGGCUGGAGAUCAGUUGGGGUAGAGGAGCUGCUUCGAAAAUUUUGAGCUCCAUCAAGAGCGCGGUUGACAUGCUUGACGACGACGCAGAAGCUGACAGUAUGAAAGUCAAGGCUGUGUGCCUGCUCACCAAUUUUGACCACCUCACAAUCUCUCCACAUGAGACUUUGUUUUCGUGGGCAGUAGAAAUUCUUGUCCAUGGAAGCUUCCAAAAUGCUGAGGCUCGUCGGACUUUGUCGAAAAUUCUUGCCCAAAUUGGCAUUAUGAUCGAGAACAAUGAUGAGCUGAAUGUCUGGGUGCAGAGCACUGAUGACAGGAAAGAUUGCAAGUCAGCUCUGUCUGCCGCUCUGGUCCUUUUGGCUAAAAAUCUUCUGGACUACACUGACAAGCAGUAUGAAAUCAUCAGCAGCGGCCAGCAAAGUGUCUCCAAGGUGCAUUCAGCCCUCUUGGACGAAAUACUUGGAGAUUUGAAUCAGGAGAGCGAUACCAAUAGCCAGGGAUUCACCAGUCCAUAUCAAGAUGUAGCGUUUAGCCCCCUGAUUGUUGUUCUUUUGCAACUCAUGAAGGAGAAGGCAUUCAAGCAACACUUUGAUGCGUUGCAACACAUGAUUCCCAGAGCAACCAUUCAGCUUCUGAUCCAGCAAUCAACACCUUGCAACUUGAUCAAGGUGAUUGAAAACAACAGUGGACUCUUCCCUGAUAUAUUUUCUUCGUUUAUUAAAAAUCCAUACAAUUUACCAAGGAACCUUCUUGAACCCAAAGAGGGAAAGUUUUACGAUUUUCUUGCUGGAGACAAGCAAAAGCUGCCCAAGGAUUUAGAUGAAGAUUUCUUCAAGCUGAAGCAACUCAGCCGAAUGGUUUUGUACAGUGUUGCCCUUAAAAUUGAAAGCGGCACAUUUGACGAAGAGGCCUCAAAUUCGCACUGGAAGGCGAUCGAAAAGCUUUUGAAAAUCAUUCCACUGGGCAAUCAUUUGAGUUGCUUGGAGUUGGCUGUUUGUCAUCCUGUGUUACUGAAUGCUUUCUCCAUGCAAGCAACUAACCCAGCUGAUAUUGCCACCAACUUCUUCUUGAUCAAAGUUAUUUCUGCCAUGAAAGACCACCCAUCUCUGGCCUCCAUCCGUCUGAAAGCUUUGCAAGGAGUGAAAAAAUGUCUCAGCAUCAAAGGAGAUAAACUAAGCAAAUUGAGUUGGUCCAAAGCUCAUAUGAUUGGCGAAUUGCUCCUCAACCUGAAUUUGGACUUAGAAGAAGUGCAUGAUCUGAUGAAGCGAUUGCUUUCUCUACCACCUACAGUUUGGACGUCAGACAAAGUCAAUUCUUCUGAGCUGCUAACAUCCAUGCUCUCAAGCCUUCUUCAAAGAGUCCUGAUAUUGAGAGAAAUUAUGGCUGGUCAGGCGCGGCAGAUAGCAUUUGAAGAGAAGGACUUCGAACAGUGUCUUCACAUUUUCUUUGAGUUGCUUAAAGUAAAAAACAGAGAUUUGGAGCAUCUUCAAAAUGCACUUUUGAACUACUUAAGUGUUUACCCACAUCACAUGAAGAGUAUAUCAACAGACUAUGUGAUGAAGUUGCUCAAGAAUGAUAGCGUCCCCUGCGUGAAAGUAGCUUUACUGUGUCUUCAGUGGAUUGACGUGAACCUUGCUGAAUUAGAGAAGUGGGCCAAACAAGCUGAUUUAUCAAGGAGUUUACCUGCAUAUGGGAAGCUGCAGGUCCGAGGAAAAGUCGACCUCACUGAAUUUGAAGCCAUUCUUUGGCCUAGUGUCCAGGAUGAGCUGAAAAAUAUUGUCUCAAAUCCAAGCGCGAGCACUGUACAAUUGUUUGCAGAUAAUGAAGAGGCGUUGAUCAACCUCAUUACCUCUUGCUUUGACAAAUCCACAUCCUUGAAAAAGAUUGCAAAGUCUCUGCAGGGUAGUUAUGCUUCCGAGGCGGUUGUUGCAAACGUGAUUUGCAACUUGUUUACCAAGUCGGGCAAGCACAUUGCUGACCUGGUUGCGUGGAUUUUGAGAAGUAUCGCGCAGUCCCUAGAGAAAGAAAGCUCAAAAGAGCUGCUGCCUGUCUUUUGUGGGCACCUGAUCCAGAUACUGGAGAGCUGUAGUGAUGAAGGCAUUCUCUCAGCCACAAAAGAAGAUGAAAUCGCCAAUUUCAUAAAAUUAAGCCUUAAAAACGGAAUUGGUAGUGAAUGUCCUCUGCUCAAAAGUUUGGCUGCGAUCUUACCCAGAGUCACAGACAAAAAAUCGUACUCGACAGUUCUCAGCAUGCUUCUGUCCCACUCGCUUACUAUGCAAUGCCUGCUGGGCUACGAAGACGCAAAGAAAGAGGGAAUAUUGCUGCUCCUGGACUCUCUGACCUCUGCUGAUCCAAAUCUGAUGAGUCCUAAUCUAUUACCAGUGCUACUUGGAGCCUACAACGCUUCUCUCUCCAAAUGCGACCAAAUUGUUUUCAAGCUAUUGGCCAAGUAUGAAAACCAAGGGAUCAGUUUCAAAGAGCUCCAGCCACUGCUUUGGGGUGAAGCUGCAAUCACUCGUUAUUCCUUGCGAUCGCAUCUUGGCAAAUCGCUUCAGAACCAACCAAGUCCAUCCCAGAUUCUACACAACUUGGACUCACAUAGAGUUUCUUUGACGCUAUCAUACUUUCCAAUCAAGAGAGGCAUGGCGAACGAGUCCUCGUUGGUCGACGCUCGAUUGUAUGAUCCAGCCUUUCUGCUGCCGUUAUUUGCGCAAAUUCUACAGCCUGAGGUCCUUCUGCAGCCUUGGCUGUUCACCAGGAAUGCACUGCCUCUAACUUUGAUGGCGUUUGCUUCUGAAGAUGGUGGAAUUCGCAACCUUGCCGCCCUAAUAAUUUCCAGAUUGUACUUCCACUACGAAGCUGGAAGAAUAUCCUUUGAGAAAAAGUUUUGGCUGCAUUUCAUGGACACUCUCCGGUUCACUUUGAGCAACGCCCCAGAUGUUCAGCUACCGCCAGUUAUCGCUCUUUUCUUGGCUCGUUCUGCCCUGGUUGUUUCUAACCCUGAGCAUGACAUGUACCAAGUUUUGAACAUGUACUUGCUCGCCAAGCAAUCAAUUGACUUGACUGAUCUUCCCAACUUCUUGCGAAUGAUGCACAGCUCUGAGCCAAGUCACAAGACACAUCGACAAUGGAUUUUUAAUGUGCUGAAAAAUGGGCUGCGCAAUGAGAAGGAUUUUGAGUUGUUCUUCUCGUCCUUUGCAUCGAAGAUAUUGGCCGCGUUCUACAUCUCGCCUCUGUCAGACUCUAAGGCUAAGGAGGACAUUCUGCAAAUUUUCAUUUCGGUGGUGAAGAUUCCGGGUGCUGCUAAAAGGCUGAUUCUCAGUUCAGGCCUGAUCAGCUGGAUCAAUGGAGUGAUCACCUCUCUCCCACCAGCACCUACUAAUGACAAUACUGAGUGUCCUUUGUCUGCUAACAUUUUGAUCCUCCUGCAAACUGCAUGGACCAAUGCGGAAUUGCUGGAAACUCGAGGCAGUGUGCUGGUGGCAUUAUCUUUGUUGGUUGAUAAAGUUCCUGCUCAAGAAAGGCAUCUUCGACCCAUUGUUGAGCUCUUGAAUGCUACCUUUAGCUCCCAAAAAAGCGACAAAGAUAUUUUCACAGAGAAAAUGCUGGAGCAGCUUUUGUUCUUGUGCAAAAGAGCUGGAAUCCGGAAUUAUUGUAGCUGCAAAGACUUGAUGCAGUAUGGAAUUGCUGGGAAAAACGAAUUUUCUCUGUCUGCGUUAGAAAAAGGCUUGUAUGAGUAUAUAAACAAGUGGAUUAUUUCUUAAAUAAAUUUAUUCUUAGACCAAUAA